Messenger RNA from Salvelinus namaycush (lake trout), 1029 nucleotides. RefSeq names its product histidine-rich protein PFHRP-II-like. NCBI's taxonomy places the organism in Eukaryota, Metazoa, Chordata, Actinopteri, Salmoniformes, Salmonidae. The record is from RefSeq and is a predicted model, not a curated record. The coding region runs from base 1 to 1029 and encodes 342 amino acids. The transcript has a single exon.
AUGCAGCCCAUUGACUCUGGUCCACAAUACAACAGGUCAGAGAGUCACCCUGCUCCAACCUACAACAGGUCAGAGAGUCACCCUGCUCCAACCUACAACAGGUCAGAGAGUCACCCUGCUCCACACUACAACAGGUCAGACAGUCACUCUGCUCCAACCUACAACAGGUCAGAGAGUCACUCUGCUCCAACCUACAACAGGUCAGAGAGUCACCCUGCUCCAACCUACAACAGGUCAGACAGUCACUCUGCUCCACACUACAACAGGUCAGACAGUCACUCUGCUCCAACCUACAACAGGUCAGACAGUCACUCUGCUCCACACUACAACAGGUCAGACAGUCACUCUGCUCCAACCUACAACAGGUCAGACAGUCACUCUGCUCCACACUACAACAGGUCAGAGAGUCACUCUGCUCCAACCUACAACAGGUCAGACAGUCACUCUGCUCCAACCUACAACAGGUCAGAGAGUCACUCUGCUCCACACUACAACAGGUCAGACAGUCACUCUGCUCCAACCUACAACAGGUCAGAGAGUCACUCUGCUCCACACUACAACAGGUCAGAGAGUCACUCUGCUCCAACCUACAACAGGUCAGACAGUCACUCUGCUCCACACUACAACAGGUCAGAGAGUCACUCUGCUCCAACCUACAACAGGUCAGACAGUCACUCUGCUCCACAAUACAACAGGUCAGAGAGUCACUCUGCUCCAACCUACAACAGGUCAGACAGUCACUCUGCUCCACACUACAACAGGUCAGACAGCCACUCUGCUCCAACCUACAACAGGUCAGACAGUCACUCUGCUCCAACCUACAACAGGUCAGACAGUCACUCUGCUCCAACCUACAACAGGUCAGACAGUCACUCUGCUCCACACUACAACAGGUCAGACAGUCACUCUGCUCCACACUACAACAGGUCAGACAGUCACUCUGCUCCAACCUACAACAGGUCAGACAGUCACUCUGCUCCAACCUACAACAGGUCAGACAGUCACUCUACUCCAACCUACAACAGGUGA